UUUAGCUGUAAACAGUGACGUAGAGAAUCGCAUGUAUUUCUGACGGUGUGUGCAAAUAACGUGGGAAAAUGUGUGAAAUGCAAAAGCUGAGGGCAUCGGUGGAGCAGAUACUGACUGCGGCUGCUGAGGAGAUAUUUGGAGUAUUUCAAAGAAGCAUCGCAGAGAUUGAGGAGAAACUCAGUGAUUCCCCAAAGCACAAGAAAAGAAACCACAGACUACCGGACACUGUGCACCAAACAGACAUUCGGAUUCCCCGAGAGCAGCAGGGACGUAGCCCCCAUGUGGACCAGGAGGACCCAGAGCCCCCCCACAUGAAAGAGGAUCAGGAGGAAGAGUGGAUCAGUCAGGAGGGAGAGCAGACAAUGAAGCUUACACUACUAUCAGAGUGUCCUACACUCAUCCAAAAGCUGUGGAUGGUGAAAGAAGAGCUCCCCCUGGAGCAGCAGGACAGGAGCCCCAGUCUGGACCAGGUGGACCCAGAGCCUCCCCAUACCAAGAAAGAGGAGAACCUGUGGACCAAUCAGGAGGGAGAACAGCUUCAAGGGCUAGAGGAGCCUUAUAUCACUAAGUUCCCAUUCACUCCACCUCGUGUGAAGAGUGAAUAUGAUGAAGACAAAGCUCAGUCCUCACAGCUUCAUCAAAGUCAAACUGAGGAGAACACAGAGGAACCAGAAGACGGAGAUUACUAUGGAGGAUCAGAACCAGACAGCAUCCAAAAUAAUGACUUCCUUAUAAGUGAUGUGGCGUGUCAAACAACACAACAUCAAUGCACUGAGGAUGAUAAAACAUACAUUCGGAUUCCCCCAGAGCAGCAGGGACGUAGCCCCCAUGUGGACCAGGAGGACCCAGAGCCCCCCCACAUGAAAGAGGAUCAGGAGGAAGAGUGGAUCAGUCAGGAGGGAGAGCAGACAAUGAAGCUUACACUACUAUCAGAGUGUCCUACAGCCAUCCAAAAGCUGUGGAUGGUGAACAACGAGCUCCCCCUGGAGCAGCAGGACAGGAACCCCAGUCUGGACCAGGUGGACCCAGAGCCUCCCCAUACCAAGGAAGAGGAGAACCUGUGGACCCAUCAGGAGGGAGAACAGCUUCAAGGGCUAGAGGAGGCUGAUAUCACUAAGUUCCUAUCCACUCCACCUUGUGUGAGGAGUGACUAUGAUGAAGACAAAGCUCAGCCCUCACAGCUUCAUCAAAGUCAACCUGAGGAGAACACAGAGGAACCAGAAGACGGAGACGACUAUGGAGGAUCAGAAUCAGACAGCAUCCAAAAUAAUGACUUCCCUAUAAGCGAUGUGGCUAGUCAAACAACACAACAUCACUGCCCAGAGGAUGAUAAAACAUCAUGCUCCAGAUCACGGCAGACAACCUGCUUCAUGAAAAAUAAUUUCCCAUUGCCUGUUGUUGGAUUUUCCAGUUCUAAGCCCAGCUCAAAUGAAGAAUCUUGUCAUAUGGAUGAAUCUUCCUCUGGUGAAGCUUCGAUGGUAGUUUCUGGACAAUCUGACAGAGAUGAAAGUCAAUCUAGAAGUCUGCUGACAAUGUCACUACGUAAAUCCACACUAGCUGCUUCAAAGUCCUCUAAGAAGAGGAGAAAGAGUGAGCAAAAUCCCACUCCCUCUAGCUCCACUCAAAACCUCAUACCUGAUGCAGCCUCUGAUGAUGAUGACACUAAAACAGUCAAUACUGGCAGGCUUCACACCUUUCAGCAAACACCAACAGAGUCUUCUGAUCAACGGGUUACCACUGAUAUGCCAAACCCGGAAGACACUUUUUGUACUUUGAAGAAUUAUUGUUAUGUGUGCAAGAAACCUCAAACAAAAAUUGCUCGUCAUCUUAAAAAGCAUGAAAACACUGAACCAGAUAUUGCUGCAGCAUUUAUGCUCCCUAAACACUCCAAGGAAAGAAAAAGGUUGUUAGAAAAGCUGCGAAACAAAGGCAACUAUGAACAUAAUCAAGAUGUCAUGGGCAGUCAAAGUGGAGCACUUAAACUAAAGAGAAGGCAAAAAAGAUCAAACUGCAAACUAAAUGCCCAAACAUAUGUGCACUGUGCAUAUUGUAAAGGUAUGUUUGUCCGCAAAGAGCUGUGGCGCCACAUGAGGAGAUGCCCUUCAAAGACUGUUUCAGACUCUGACACAACUAGAAAGGGUAAAGUCUUGGUUUUGGCUGAUAUUGCAGAUUCUACAUUCUCACACGCUAUUUCACCGGGUGUGUGGAAGAUGUUGGGAAACAUGAAGGAGGAUGAUAUUUGUUCUGUAGUUCGAAAUGAUUUCCUCAUUCUACAGAUGGCCCAGUCUCUUUACAACAAGCAUGGAACUGAUCCAACAAAAUACGAGUAUAUUAGGCAGAAGGUUCGAGAAAUGGGCAGACUCUUGCUUAGCUUGAGAAAAAAUCACUCACUGUUAAGUUUUGAGGAUGCUCUAAAACCACACCAUUUUAACAAAGUCAUUGAGGCUGUGAAAGACGUGGCUGGUUAUGAUGAGGAGAACCACAAGUACAAUACGCCAAGUCUUGCACUGAAAUUGGGAAAUUCACUCAAGAAGAUUGGUGACAUCAUUCUGUGUCGCGCUAUUGCAGCAGAGGAUGAUGGUUUGAUAGAAGCAGCAGAGAGAUUUAAAAUACUGUGCUCAAGGGAAUGGGCAGAACUGGUCUCUCACACAGCCCUUGCUACUUUGAGUAAAUCGAGGUUCAACAAACCAUCUACCAUACCAUUCACACAGGAUGUGCAGCUUCUCAACCAGUACCUGGAAAAGAGAUCAGCUGAUGCUUACAACAACCUGACAAAACGUGAAUCUUCACGGACCUACACUGAUCUUGCCAGAGUGACACUUGCACAAAUAGUCAUCUUCAACAGAUGUUGUACAGGGGUAGUCUCAAAAAUGACACUCGAGUCAUUCAGGAAAAGAGACCAGAGUGAGCUGAGUGAGCAUAUAGCUGUUGGCCUCUCACCAUUUGAGAAGAAAAUGUCCAAGCACUUCAGCAGAGUUGAAAUUAUGGGCAAGAAAGGGAGAAAAGUUGCUGUUUUGUUAAAUCCUGAACUUGUCAGUGCAGUAAACCUUCUUGUGGACAAAAGGGAUGUGUGUGAUGUAGACAAGGACAACCCCUUCCUUUUCGCAAGACCAAAGUGCUCAGCCACCAGUUACUACAGAGGACAGGACUGCAUCAGGGUUUUUGCAAGUCUGUGUGGUGCAACGAACCCUGAAUAUCUCAAGUCGAGACACCUUCGUAAACAUGUGGCAACAAUGUCUCAGAUUCUGAACCUUAAGGAUAAUGAGCUGGGCCAAUUAGCCAACUUUCUGGGCCACCACAUUCGGGUUCACAGAGACUAUUAUCGAUCACCAGAGGCAACAGUAGAAAUUGCAAAAAUAUCAAUGUUGCUACUGGCAAUGGAGACAGGAUCUCUUGCAAGAUUCCAAGGAAAAUCAUUUGAUGAAAUCGAUAUUGAAGGUGAGUUGGAAAUGACUGUGGAUGUGAAUGUGGCAGAGAUAAGCGAUGACGAUGAAGACUCUGAUCCUGACCAUGGAGAAGUGACUCAAGCAAAAGCAGAGUGCUCCAAGGGUGCAAGCAGAAAUGUUUCUGGAAAAAGAAAAAUUGACCAGGAUGAAAUGGAGAGCUCUGCAGGAGGAAGCAAAGUGUCCCUUGCUAAGGCAGAGACCUCCAAAUGUACAAGCAGAAAUGUUACUGUUCCCAGUCGAAGGACAACUAUAAAAAGGCGAUGGAGCACAAAAGAAAUCAAUGCUGUGAUGAAGCAUUUCAAAAGCCACAUUUCAAAGGGAAGUCUUGCAACAAAGGCAGAAUGUAAGAAGUGUAAAGUUGCUGAGGAUCCUGUUUUAAGGGCAAGAACAAUUCAAAAUAUAAGAGAUUUUGUGAGGAACAGAGGUUUGAUGUCGAAAACAAAAAGUUGAAGGGGAGGUCAGUGUCCAUUUUGCCAGAGGUUUUUUGUUCAAGACUGACUAGGGUUUACUAAUCAGGAGGGAGAACAGCUUCAACGACUAGAGGAGGCUGAUAUCACUAAGUUCUCAUCCACUCCACCUUGUGUGAAGAAUGACUAUGAUGAAGACAAAGCUCAGUCCUCACAGCUUCAUCAAAGUCAAACUGAGGAGA
Molecule: messenger RNA, 4095 nt
Organism: Sphaeramia orbicularis (orbiculate cardinalfish)
Lineage: Eukaryota; Metazoa; Chordata; Actinopteri; Kurtiformes; Apogonidae
Exons: 13
Coding region: 69-3896 (1275 amino acids)
Source: RefSeq, a predicted model, not a curated record